Tripterygium wilfordii is the source of this 1638-nucleotide messenger RNA. Its product is annotated as stAR-related lipid transfer protein 7, mitochondrial-like. NCBI's taxonomy places the organism in Eukaryota, Viridiplantae, Streptophyta, Magnoliopsida, Celastrales, Celastraceae. The transcript has 6 exons. The record is from RefSeq and is a predicted model, not a curated record. Bases 209 to 1474 code for a protein of 421 amino acids. Gene Ontology annotation, molecular function: lipid binding.
CGAUCAACGGUUUGUACUCUGCCACGUAUCAUCGACGAAUAACCGACUCAACCAUCGAGUCAGCGACUCCCUCCCUGAAGAAGACUACACCCAUGUUUCUGAAAGUCUUUUUCCGUUCUCAUUGAUCUGCCCAUGUAGCUUUACCAUUCUCGCAGAGAUCUCUUGCUUUCCUGGGAAAUAUUCUGUUUUCUUGGAAAAUCUCGAGGAGAUGGACGGGGGAUUAUUCGAUCUGAUGGAGUUCCUUAGGAGGCCAUCGAUCACCGAAACAUUUGUCGACAUUUUGCUCUGCGCCGUACCUAUUUGGCUGGCCGUGAUGAUCGGGCUUGUGAUCGGUUGGUCCUGGCGCCCGCGAUGGACCGGCUUUGUCUUCCUGGGGAUGCGCUCCAAAUUGAGGUUCGUAUGGACAGUGCCGCCGGGAUUUGGGGCCCGCCGUCUCUGGCUGGCAUUCACGGCUCUCUCGGUUUUCUCCGCUUGCCGCACGAUUUGGUCCAAUUUGAAAUUGAAGGGUGAGAAAUCGGCGAGCCGAGAAAUCGACGCCGCCAGCCCUAGUACCAGACAAGUGGUGGAAGAGCGUGGCAUUGCCACUGAAAACGAUUUGGAGCAUCUAUUAUAUUUUCUUGAAGGGAAUAUAGAAUGGCAAAGUAUGAUGGAGAGAUCUACUCCGAACAUGUCAUACCAAGCUUGGAUUCAUGAGCCUGAGACAGGCCCAGUAGUAUACCGCACUAGAACUGUCUUUGAGGAUGCAACUCCAGAGUUGGUUAGAGACUUUUUCUGGGAUGAUGAAUUUAGAACUAAAUGGGAUCCUAUGCUCACGAGCAUUAAAAUAUUGGAGAUAUAUCCUGAUAUAGGAGCAAUGGUUGUUCAAUGGAUAAAAAAGUUCCCUUUUUUCUGCAGUGAUAGAGAAUAUAUUUUUGGUCGAAAAAUAUGGGAGGCUGGAAAGACCUAUUAUUGUGUGACAAAGGGAGUACCGUAUUCAGGUUUAGAAAAACGUGACAAGCCAAGGCGUGUGGAGCUUUAUUUCUCAAGUUGGGUUAUUAGGGCUGUGGAAUCCCGUAAAGGAGAUGGACAGAUGUCUGCUUGUGAGGUUACCCUUAUACAUUAUGAGGACAUGGGGAUCCCCAAAGAUGUGGCGAAGUUAGGAGUCCGCCAUGGAAUGUGGGGAACAGUCAAGAAACUACAUUCAGGGUUGCGAGCAUAUCAGAAUGCAAGGAAAUCAGAUGCUCCAUUAUCCAAAAGUGCAUUUAUGGCACAGAUGACCACUAAACUUGCCUCUGAUGGUAGCAUGGGUUCUUCAGGGCCCGUUUCUAGCGAAGAAGAAAAGCGCCGGGCUGUGGAAACACGGAAACAAGAAGGUCAUGUCAUUGACUGGAAAUGGGUAGUUAUAGGUGGUGUAGCUCUCGUGUGUGGACUUCAGUCAGGUGUCGUUGGAAAGGCGUUGAUGAUGGGAGCAGGGCAAAGAAUUGCCAGGAGGUGAGAGGUUUCUAGUCUAGUCAUUGUAUCUCCAUAUAAUUUUGGGAAGUGAUGCUGUUAUGAACAUCAGCUGUUAUUUAUCUACAUCAAUGAAUGUUUUAAGUAUUAAAGUUAAACGUAUGGGCUUUGAUUAUCUGAGACGAGAGAAUUGAUAGAUCUUUCCUCUGU